Molecule: messenger RNA, 3737 nt
Organism: Anastrepha obliqua
Lineage: Eukaryota; Metazoa; Arthropoda; Insecta; Diptera; Tephritidae
Exons: 3
Coding region: 1-3273 (1090 amino acids)
Source: RefSeq, a predicted model, not a curated record
AUGACAAAAGCACAGCCUGGCCGCAAGCAUAUCAGCGGCCAACAAAAGGCAAGCCAGCUGCAGGCAAUCGGAAGACAAUCGCAGACGCCUGGAAUAGAAGAAAGCAGCUUGGUGAAUUUGUAUGAUGUAGUGUGCAUGGUGCAUGAUAAGAAAAUAAUCCGCACUGGUGUUUCACUCGUUGUUGGCGAUGAAGGCAACGCAAACGAGCCUAACUACUAUGCUGACACAUCAAGCGACAUGGCGGCAUCCUCACGCCGCCGCCUAUCUGCCAGCAGCGCGCGCACACGCACACGGCGUCCAACCACCACCAGCGAUGACAGCGCCCAGCAGCAGUAUUGGCGUGGCAAAGUAGAUGAGGACAACUCAGCUAUCGCUGCCUCCAACAACCCAAGCCAAAGGCGUGACGACAUACGCGGCAAUAGUCGCAAACGCAAACAACCCGCCAUACGUGAACCGCUCGCCGCGCUUGAAAAGGAACAGAAGCUGUACGAGUUGCGCGAUAAACAGCGGCAUGAGACUGCGCCGAAUGUGAACUUUCGUGAUAAAUCUUAUCGUCGCCCCUAUUCACAAGCAAAAAAGGAUGUCGAAUUGCCAGUCGCCGCAGACUCAGCCUUCACGAAUGGCAAAACAACCGUCGAUUUGAAGCACAUACUCAAGAACGCCGGCGGUUUGAGUCUAAGUGAGAUUUUGCAGCAAAAGAACCUGUCGCUAGACGAUUUGUUGAAAGGCAAACAGAAUGCGCUGCAGGUAUUGCAGAGCACAGCCUCGGCGCCACCAUCCAUGCCAACUAAAACAGUUGAUAGUAAACCAAUUAAACCGAUACGUCGCAUUCCACCACUAAGCAUUGCAAAUGCCGCAACUACCAGUUCAACGCAGCAGACAUACACGGAUGAUGAUAUGAGCGUGGAGCCGCGUACAACACCAGACGAGUCAGCUGAGAAUGAAGACGCGCAGUUGCGCAGCAAAGUCAAAUUACCCGCCUUGCAGCGACUCAAAUAUUUCGGCAGUUCAUCACGCGCCACAACGUCACAUAGCGGUAUCCCUAUUGGAAGUACAAGACGCACAGGCGUUCUAGCAAGCAGCACCACAACAACUCCGACAACGCAAAUUACAACUCGUCUGCCCAUCUACAAAAAGAAUUUUCUGCAACGUUCGACGCUAAAGCCGACAUUUCUGUUAAAGAAUGCAAUGCCAUCAGCGCCCGCAAGGCAAGAGCCCACAACAAAGGAAGUGCCAAUCUCAGAGCAAAAACUGACCACCACCAUACUGAACAAUAGAUACAAUAGGGAGCCGACAGCAGUAGGCGAUGAAGAAGAUAAUCAACAUGAGUUGACAGUGAGUGUCAAGCCGGAAUUGAACGAACAGGCUGCGGAAGUCGAUACCGAAGAACAACAGGAGGAAGAGUACUUGCGCGAUGAGGAGGAAAGUGAUGUGCAAACGACAAGCAAAUUCGAUUAUGAGGAGCGCUACGACCUACAUCCGGACACAACACCAAUAACCACAUUAACCACAAGCACGACAACGACCACAAUAGCAACAACGAGACACGUUACAACAACACCUAGCAGCCUAGCAACAUCCGCCUUGAGUAUAGCCUCAACCGUUGCGAGCUCAUUGCCGGCACUACGCGCGCAGUCGAAUCUUAAGACAAAUUCCAUCGACGCGGAUAAUACGCGCACGCAUUCAACGCCUAAAAAUCCAAAUAGCGAUGGGCUAGAGAACUUGUUCGGCGCUCAAACAACCUUUGGUAAACAACGUGAAAAAUUAACUACCGCCGUCGAAAGCAUUACUCCCCGCAUCGAUCACGCGAAGCCCGCAAUCGCUGGUGAUUCAUUCUCCUAUCAAGACUCUGUCCCAGAUUUCGAUGGCGUAGAUGACCGCACUGAUCUGCUGGAGCUAAUCGAAGAUCGACGUUCGGGCAAUCGUCUCUUCAAAGUGCUCGAACAGCGCAACAUGACGCUCGAGGAACUGAUUGAGCACCGCAAACGCGGCUCCAGCCAGCUGCACUUGGCGACGGUAGUGCAGAAUCGGUCGCGAUUUUUUCCCGGCCAGAAGGUCGUUCUUCACGAUAAUAUGGAUAUUGUUACGGCGUUUGAGAAUUUUCCACAUUUCAAUCUGAUAGACCUGAAGAGCGUAAAGCCAGACGAUAUUAAGACAGAUUCACAAGGCGCCAGCUACUUCACUUCUAUCAUCGACAUUGAGCCGACAGAUGAGAUAUACAAGGACGAGACGCGCAGCGUCAAUAGUGGCAAAGGUGCGGUAGAACGUUCUUCCUACCCACAGAUGCAACGCACCGAAAAAUCAGUUGGUUUCUUUCCCUCCUGGAAAACGCUGGCACUGGCCUCACUUGCAAGCAGCACACGCGCCGACGCGUCCACCAAGCGCAACCCCUUCUUCUUACCGCCAACUCAAUUGCUUCUUGAAAACGUCUCCGGCGAGUUGGACGAUAGUGAUUUCCUGCUAGACAACGAAACAAAUACAAACACGAACAGUGAAUCCCCACAGCAGCAGGAACUAACCAUCGCGCAGCAACAAACUAACGACGCCAACCUCGAGGACACUGUGGAAGCCAUCGAAAACGAAGUGGAACGUGCGCAUGAUUUGCUCGACCUCGAGCUAUCGGGCCACGGCUUCAAACGCAGUCCAGCAGCAGCGGCCGUUUCCACAUCCGCGAACCACAACAGCAUUUACAGCAACAUGCCGGCGGGCAUACGCUCUGCCAUAGUAGCCAGCGCGGCCAUUGUACUCACCUCACUUGCAACAUUUAUGAUCAUUUUUGUGGUGUGUCGCUGGAAGCAGCGGCGCCAACGCAAAACCAGCUACACAAAGACAUACAAUGCGAUGAAGAGCAAACUGCCGACUGUAUCGAAUGCGUCGCACCGCUCCUCCCUACGCAACAUGGAAGAGAUGGUCGGCGGUGUGUCCACAGUGUCUGUGUCGCCGGUGCAUCAGCUGCAGCGCCAAAGCUCAUUGCUUUUUCCACGACACUGCAGCAAUGGCGGCGGCAGCGUCAGCGGCGGUUUUGAUGUCGACGAAUUGAGCUGCGACCGAAGUGAUGGAGGUGGAGGCAGGGGAAAUAAAGUUAUGCUCGGCGCGACGCGCGGCAGUCUGGGCAACAGUGGCGGCAUCGGCAGCGCUACCGGCUCCACAACAUCACUGGCGCUGUCGCUGCAGAGCGUGCAUAACAUUUCCACCAACAAACUCAACACAAUGGAUCCGAAUUCGCCGGAAGUGCAAGAGUACUUGUUCGAUGCGCUGCGGAAGUCCUACUAAGCGGACGCAGAGUUGUAUUUGUUGAGUUGUUUUGUGGAUACUAAUUUUAAAAAUUAUUGUAGCAUAAGUUUUAUGUAAGUUUUAAAGUUUUCAACAAUUUUUGAACAUUUUUAAAGAAAAGACGAAAAACGAAACAUGUUGCCAAAAAAUAUAAAAACACAACCCAGUAGACUAAGGAAGCGGGAUAAAUGAGUGUAACUGUAAAAUAGCGAAGAAAAAAGAAAAUUUUAUAAACGAAAAAAUAGUAUUAACCCUUAGAAGAAAUUUUUGGCCGUAGUGAAAAGGUCACGUAUUUCCUUAGAUAAAAAUUAUGAGUACACAAACUUACAAAAUAUGGAAAUAUGCACACAAACAAUUUUUUCAUAAAUUUACAAAAGUAGGAGUAACGCGGUUUUUACUAAAGUGCGCAAGGAUUCGAAAUUUUAGAGUAAUUACAAAAGCGGGUUUUCAGACAACACAACGGA